UGGUUUCCAGCCUGGGAGCUGUCAGAGCGUGUGUCAGCAGGGAGCGCAGCCCCCGGAGCCCCCUCCUCCGCGCCGCCCCCCGAGCCUGCUUGCCUCUUGCGACCCCCCGCAUCCCCCCACGCCGUGCCCCGGGCCCGGAGCCGAGGGGCCCGCGUGGACAUGAAGGCUGCUCGGAAAAGUUUGAUUCCUGUACGAACCCUGGACAGCCCAAGCAUGUCAGACAGUGACCUGGGUGAGGAGGAAGGGCUGACCUCCCUGGAUCUGACCCAGGCAGGCAAGAGGAAGAGGAGAGGGAACCUCCCAAAGGAAUCUGUGAAGAUUCUCCGAGAGUGGCUGUAUGAGCACCGCUUCAAUGCCUACCCCUCAGAACAGGAAAAGCUGAGCCUCUCUGGGCAGACAAGCCUGUCCGUGCUACAGAUUUGUAACUGGUUCAUCAAUGCACGACGGCGGCUUCUCCCAGAUAUGCUGAGGAAGGAUGGCAAGGACCCCAACCGUUACACCAUUUCCCGGCGUGGUGGCAAAGCAGCUGAUAUGGCCGUGCCCCGGGGUUCAAGUCCCACCCUGAUGCCAGGGUCCGCUCAGGCCCCCUCCAAAGUGCUGUCACUGUCUGUGUGCUCCUCUGCACUCUGUUCCUCUGCAUCCCCAGUGAGGGCUCACCUCCCUGGCCCUGGGGCUGAGAAUGAAAGUGCACCAACCCCUUCUUUGGUUAGUGGGGAGCCACAGCCCCUCCCAGGCACUGGCAGCACACUCACCCUGCUGGCCAGGGCACAGGCUGGAAGCCCAACCAGUGGACUGUUUAACACACCACCUCCCACACCCCCAGAGCACUAUGGAGAUGACUUUAGCAGCUUCCAAUUGCUGGUGGAGGUGGCCCUACAGAAAGCAGCUGAGCUCGAGUCACAGAAAAAAGAUCUAUUUCCUCCUUCAUGGCAUGCCGAGCUUCCUUUGGUAGCCAGUAACCCCAAGUAGUCCUUGAAAGGGCCUUCAAGACUUGGUAGAAGACAGUUGCCCCUCUUCUUUGUUUUUUUUACUGUUCAUUGUGUUGUUUGGGGUCUUUCCUUUUACCUAUCAGGGUCUCUCCCACCUGUUGGGAUUGCCUUCUCUGCCCAGACAGGUUCUCCCAAUGGGAACACUUGGGUGUUGCACACUGUGACCCAGACCACCUCUUAUCUCUCACCUGCUCCACUCCCAACAGAGGGAUCAUCUGCAGGCUAGGAGAAGUUGGACCAAGAAAUCUCAGACGCAUGUUGAGGUCAUCUCCUGCACAUCCGGCUCUGGGAACACGAUGCUUCUGUCUCCAAGAAUUCCCAUUUUGUCGUACAUUCUGCCCUUGGGCACCCUACUGACUGCUUCAGCCUAGUUUCUCCCUAAAUCCAUUCCGCCAAACAGGACCAUGUACAGGGCCUGGGAUUAUCCUAUUCCUAGCCCCCUUUUCAUCUCUACUGACUGGCAGGACUACAGAGAUCCAGACAAAGAAAGUUAAACACUAUCUUGGGGGGACUGGUGACCAGGUUCAGGAAAAAAAAAUAUCCAAAGGGGCUUUUUGGUUUUUUUGGGGGGGGAAACGUGUUUGUUUUUGUUUUUGCUCCUGUGUCUUUCUCGAGACAAAGGUUUGCAAGACCUAGCAGAUAGCUGGAGUGAUCCAAAUUACAUGAGGCUGUGGAGUUGGUGAAUAUUGUUUAGCCUUACUCCUUGGCAAGAAGGGAUAAAGGAUCUCUUGAGAUUGGGCGACUUUUCAAAAUUUUAAUUAAAAAAAAUAAUACCUUGACUUGUAAGGUAGUCAUUGUCCUGGAAACCUGGGCUAAAGUGGAACGUGUUGCUUCCCCCCCCCCAAAAAAAAUCCUGGGCCAUCUAGUAGUUGGUCUGGUUAUACUCCCUAAUGCUUUCUUUUGAAUCCAGUUUGGUCAGCUUCUCUCACUACCCACUGCAGUUCUUGCUGAUAAGGUCAAUGGGACCUGGGGAGCAGGAGGUUGGGCAGAAGAUGGAGGUUAAAUUUGGAAAUUAUAUGGUAAAGUGGUUACAGAUAAGUGUUGCACCUUUUCUUCUGAAUUCUAGCUGCAGGGGCUUUGGCUUUCUGAGCACCUCUGAAAUAGGUCACUGUUAGUCUUAUUGAUUUCCUCCCCUCUCCCCAUUUUGAUUUUUUAAAAAAUAUUGCUAUUUCAUGGUUUACUAUGUUAAAUAGCAAUAGGUACCAGCUUAUAUGUAUUGAAAAACACUAAUCCUAGGUUUAGACUGAGUAUUCUUUUGUAUGAAUAAUAUUAAUGUCAGUAGAAGAAGAUGGGAGGGAGCACUCCUCAGCCCAUACGUUAGAUGGAUGGGGUGAUUGUGUGGAGUGAGACUCUGAAGAGCAGGGAGGGAAGAGACCCAUAGAGUCCCCCUGUUUCUCCUGCUUCUUGAGCCAGACUUCCCCCUCCCAUCCCCCAUCCAUUCCUUGUCUCUUUUCCAGACCCAGUUUCUAGCUCGGCUCUGAUUUCCGUAAGCCUGGAUUAAGUUUAAAUAAGAUCACAGAACUCCAGUGCUGGGGCCACUGGGAAAGGCUGUUGGCAGGGAGAGAGGGAGAAUGGCUUCCACAGUGCACUAUGCAAUGGGGGUGGGAGUCAUGCUGCUGGACCCUGUUAGUCAUCUCUUGGGAUGAUGGGGGAGGCUGUGGGUUGGUUAAGUUGGACUGUGUCUGGGUUUUUGAUUUUAUGUCUAAAGUGUGAGGGAGAGAUACUUCUCUCCAGUUGAACUGAGCAAAAAAAAAAA
Messenger RNA from Phascolarctos cinereus (koala), 2745 nucleotides. RefSeq names its product TGFB induced factor homeobox 2 (gene TGIF2). Gene Ontology annotation, biological process: regulation of DNA-templated transcription. Gene Ontology annotation, molecular function: DNA binding. The record is from RefSeq and is a predicted model, not a curated record. NCBI's taxonomy places the organism in Eukaryota, Metazoa, Chordata, Mammalia, Diprotodontia, Phascolarctidae.